Messenger RNA from Trichoderma reesei QM6a, 1098 nucleotides. RefSeq lists its product as uncharacterized. The transcript has 2 exons. Bases 4 to 1098 code for a protein of 364 amino acids. Gene Ontology annotation, biological process: mitochondrial proton-transporting ATP synthase complex assembly. Gene Ontology annotation, cellular component: mitochondrion. The record is from RefSeq and is a predicted model, not a curated record. Lineage: Eukaryota; Fungi; Ascomycota; Sordariomycetes; Hypocreales; Hypocreaceae.
GAGAUGAAAGUUCCUACGCGAAUACCCCUUCAGCUGGCUGUGCCUCGCUUGCAAUUUGUCCGACCCUUUCACCAAAGCAUCGCCAGAGCCGCCAAUGUCGCUCCGAUAGUCGGCGCUGGACCGCCUCCCGACCCCCCAACGCCAGCUGCCCGAAAUGCCCAGGAGCGUCUGGAGCGGCGAAGGAAACAUGCAGAGCUGCUCAAGACGGCCAGGGAGAUUCGAAGUGCGCAGGAGGGCAAGUCGGAGACUGUGGCCAGGAGGUUCUGGAAGGAGGUCACCGUACGAGAGGUUGACGGCGCAUUGCAAGUCCACCUCGACGCUCGACCCCUCAGACACCCCAACACCAAGGCCAUUAUUCGCCUGCCACUCUCGAAGCCGAACCUCGCCUCGGCCCUGGCUCUCGAGUGGGACAUUCUGACGUCUGCUCAGCAGGCCACAAAGCAGCACCUCAUCCCUCUCACCAGCCUCGUCUGCCGCGCUCUCGACAUUCUCGAAGACGACGCAUCCAACAGGCCUGAAGCCGCCAAGAUUCGCACAGCCAUCACCAACACCGUCCUGCGGUAUCUGGACACGGACUCCCUGCUGUGUUGGGCCCCUCCGGCGGGACCCCAUGACAGGAGGAACGAUGCUGGGGAGAGCCUGAGGGACGUCCAGAAGAAGGCUGCGGAGGAGACGGUCAGCUAUCUGACGACCCACGUGUGGCCUGGAAUUACCAUAGAACCUGUGCUCGAUGGCCACUCCAUCGUGCCGAGGAAACAGCCCGAGGGCGUCCGGGAGGUCAUCCAGGGAUGGGUCAUGGGCCUCGAUGCCUGGGAGAUUGCCGGACUGGAGAGAGCGGUGCUUGCUGGCAAGAGCUUCGUCGCCGCCGCGAGGAUCGUCGCAGAAUGGAGCGAAGGGGCCGUGGGCACUGGCCGAAUGCUGCCAUUGGGGCGGUUCAGCGUCGAGCAAGCCGCCAAGGCUACGAGCCUGGAGGUGGAUUGGCAGGCUGAGCAGUGGGGAGAGGUGGAGGAUACCCAUGACGUGAACCAGGAAGACGUGAGGCGGCAGCUGGGCAGCGUGGUCCUCCUAGUGUCUGGCACUGGAAAGCAGAGAUAUUGA